Molecule: messenger RNA, 939 nt
Organism: Solanum dulcamara
Lineage: Eukaryota; Viridiplantae; Streptophyta; Magnoliopsida; Solanales; Solanaceae
Product: syntaxin-124-like
Exons: 2
Coding region: 1-939 (312 amino acids)
Biological process (GO): exocytosis; intracellular protein transport; vesicle fusion
Cellular component (GO): plasma membrane; endomembrane system; SNARE complex
Molecular function (GO): SNAP receptor activity; SNARE binding
Source: RefSeq, a predicted model, not a curated record
AUGAAUGACUUAUUCUCUCCCUCGCUUAAAAAGUAUCAGGACCUGAAACAACAGGUCCAGAUGGAUGAUUUGGAAGUUGGGGCGGGAGGAGGAACUGGUCCUUCCCAAAACGAAAGCAUUGAUCUUGCUAAGUUUUUCGAAGAUGUAGAGAAUGUGAAAGAGGAUAUGAAGGAGGUUGAGAAUUUGUAUAAAAGAUUGCAAGAAUCGAAUGAAGAGAGCAAAACUGUGCAUAGUGCAAAAACCGUGAAGGAGAUUAGGGCUCGAAUGGACUCUGAUGUUACGCUUGUGUUGAAACGUGUUAAGAUCAUCAAAGGAAAACUUGAAGGGUUAGAAAGAUCCAAUGUAGCAAAUAGGAAGAAUCCAGGUUGUGGUCCAGGAUCCUCUGCUGAUCGAACAAGGAUUUCUGUAGUUAGCGGUUUAGGGAAGAAAUUAAAACUGCUCAUGGAUGAUUUUCAAGCAUUGAGAGCGAAGAUGAAUUCAGAGUACAAGGAUACUGUGGCAAGAAGGUACUUCACCGUGACAGGAGAGAAUGCAGAUGAUGAACUUAUUGAUAAUUUAAUAUCAAGUGGAGAGAGUGAGUCCUUCCUUCAAAAGGCGAUUCAAGAACAAGGAAGGGGACAAAUUAUGGACACAAUUUCAGAAAUUCAAGAAAGACAUGAUGCUGUGAAGGAAAUUGAGAAAAAUUUGAUUGAGCUACACCAAAUUUUCCUAGACAUGGCUGCACUUGUGGAAGCCCAAGGACAACAAUUGAAUGAUAUAGAGAGUCAUGUGGCACAUGCAAGUUCAUUUGUUAGAAGAGGAACAGAUCAACUCACAGAAGCUAGGGAGUUGCAAAAAAGUUCAAGAAAAUGUACUUGCGUUGCCAUUCUACUCAUCAUUCUUCUUAUUAUUGUCCUAACUUUUCCACUUUGGUCACCAUUAAUUACUAGUAGGUUGUAG